Messenger RNA from Lingula anatina, 2710 nucleotides. Its product is annotated as traB domain-containing protein. The record is from RefSeq and is a predicted model, not a curated record. Lineage: Eukaryota; Metazoa; Brachiopoda; Lingulata; Lingulida; Lingulidae.
UGUAAGCUCACAUCCCUCAAGCAUGGUAAAAUUCUAUAUGGAUUUAACCUCCAAUUACAAUGUAAAUGCGAAAAACCACCUUGCAUCUGUCAAGUUUCGUUCUUACGGCGGCCAUUGCAGUUUUGUACACUACGUCAUCAGAACGUGUGUACACAGACGACACAGCAUGGAAGGGUCGAAUGGUUCAGAUGCACAUCAACAAGAAAAAGGUGAGGAGGAUGGUGCUGACAUUGAACAAAUUAUUGAUACUGAGAGAGCCCCAGUACAGGAGACAGGAUAUGGUUACCCUCUAGGUAAUACAGGAGAUGAUGCCCCGCCUGGGAAUACAGGGGAUGACGGGGGAGGGGAGGAUUCCUUGGAAGACUCAGGCAGUGAAAAUGACAGCUCAGGUGGAGAGGAAUCGGACGUAGAAGACAACUUCGAUGACAUGAUGUACCCCAGUCAGCGUCUCCACAGGCACCCGGUGGACGAGCUGCCGAGAACGGUGGCCAAGCUGGAGACCAAGGACGGCUGUAUGGUAUAUGUGGUGGGCACAGCGCACUUCAGCGAAGAGAGCCAGGAGGACGUGGCCAAGACCAUCCACGCUGUGCAGCCAGACAUAGUGGUUCUAGAGCUAUGUAGAAGUAGAGUGAACAUAUUGGAGCUGGACGAGAGCACGCUGCUGCAGGAGGCUCAGAAUAUUAACCUGCAGAAAAUUAGGGUAGCAAUAAAACAGAAUGGCCUCCUCCAAGGAGUGCUCCAUCUGUUGCUCCUCAGCAUGUCUGCACACCUCACCAAGGAGCUGGGUAUGGCGCCCGGUGGGGAGUUCAGGAGGGCUUUCCAGGAGGCUCAAACCAUUCCAGGUUGCAGGGUACAUCUAGGAGAUCGACCAAUAGGAAUCACACUAAAGAGGGCGCUAGGUGCCCUGUCAUGGUGGCAGAAACUCAGGCUAGGUUUUUAUAUGCUCACAACUAAAGAUCCUAUAAGCAAAGAAGAUGUAGAGAAGUGCAAACAGAAGGAUCUUCUAGAGGAAAUGUUGAAGGAGAUGACGGGAGACUAUCCUGCUCUUAGUACAGUGUUUGUACAGGAAAGAGACAUAUUCUUAGCUAAUUCCCUCAAGAUUGCAGCACAGCCACUUCCUCAUCCAGAACUAGAUGGAGAUGUGGUUCCAUCAGUAGUGGUAGGGGUGGUAGGGAUAGGACACCUGCCUGGCAUCAAGGAACAUUGGGAGGAGGAACACAAUGUUCAGGAUAUUAUGACGGUCCCCCCUGCCACUCUGGUGGGGACAGCAUUCAGAUGGAUCAUCAGGGCAGGACUGGUAGGACUGUUGUCAUGGGGAACGUACAGGUUGCUACGGUGGUCUGGGGUCACGUGGUCGCUGUAUUAAUGGGAACAUGUGCAUGCUGACAUGGGGCACACGUGCAUUUAUGCUGGAGAGCGGUACUUUUUAAGCAGAUUGUUGUUCAAGCAGGGGUGUUUGUGCUGAAAGAUGUGGACUGGAAAACAGGAUUGCGGACACACGCGAACAUGUGCAGACAAGUGUGCAUGUGAAUGAAGGGUGCACGGUCUACAUUGGAGGCCCAAAUGAAUCAAAUCCAUGUUUUAUUCAGAUUUUUCUCGAGUUCUUGUAUAGAGUAAUCAUCAUCAUCGUCACUAAGGUGCUGGGACUUCUCAUUGGACACAUAUAACUUGAGCAGUGGCAUACAAGAGUUUCGCAUCAAAUGAAUUAAUGGCGGAACCUCUGGUUUAGAUGACAUUUCAUGAGGCAAGAGACCUAGAACUUUGUUGCACAUUUUAAUAUUUGCAUAUUGUGUUGAAUUUGAGAAAGAUCUUUAUUUUAUUCAGAACAAAUCAUGUAAUUCAUGACCAUUUAUACAAAAAAAUAUGAAUUCAGAUACACCAUUUUCACCAACAAAUAUAUAUUGUUUACGAAUUUGUGCAUUAGUUUUAAUAUAAUUAUUACGUUAUGUAAGUUUUCCAUCUGAACAGCUGCUGUGUUAGUUUGGUAGUAGAAUGUAGUUACUAGUGGUCUCCACUGUUUUAAAAGACGGGUCUUUUCUGGUUUAAGUUUGUCCUAAAAUAGGAUGGGUAUAAAAAUUCUUAGUUCUUAAUGGUGCUUCAAAGAAAAGAAAAAGUUGGAUAAAUGAAUACACGUAUGUACAUGGCAGUUCUUUCUAUUCUUUGUGAUAGUUCAGCAUUUUUCAUCUUUUUAAGCCAAGGCAAUACCAUCAUGGCAACUAUGGGGACGUAAAUAGCCCACCUUAGGCCCUGUUUAGAACAGAUGAUCCCAGUAUUUACUGAUACGCUGACAAAAUAUUGCUGACCACAGUUCAAGAGCGAUGAUGCCGAUUCCUGACUGACUCCACACGUGCCUUUAAAUGGAUUAAAUCUCAGCUCUUAGGUUUAUUUGCUAGGCCCCUGCAGUGACGGCACGUGUGGUGGCGGGGAGAACAUCAGGAAUCAGCAGCAUCACUUUAGAACUGUGGUCGGCCAUAUUUAGUCUGCAGAUCAGUAAGUACUAGGAUCAUCUAUUCCGAAUGGGACCUUGGAGAACUUUUAUCAGUGAACUGGUGAUUUGUAGCCCACCAGUCUACGUAGCUGUAGUUAUAAACAUUUUUACUAAAUAUGAAUGGUUAUGAUUAUUUUUAUGGUGUUCUCUCAGUAAUAAUAAGUGAUGCAUCAUGUUAUAUAACUGAACUUUCAGUUAAUAAAAAUAAUAAUGGUAAAAGAA